Rhinocladiella mackenziei CBS 650.93 is the source of this 582-nucleotide messenger RNA. RefSeq lists its product as uncharacterized. Bases 1 to 582 code for a protein of 193 amino acids. The transcript has a single exon. Lineage: Eukaryota; Fungi; Ascomycota; Eurotiomycetes; Chaetothyriales; Herpotrichiellaceae. The record is from RefSeq and is a predicted model, not a curated record.
AUGGCCGCAAACAAUGUCGAAUUCCAACCUUCGCCUCUGCACGUCCCGACCGUCCACAUCACGACGCACAAUGCCGCUGGACUUGCCACUCUUCAUAGUUCAGAGAAACCCAAGGCAGAGCCAUAUCCAGCGCACAAGUUCUCUUCCACUACUUUGUACACCACCUCAGCCAUGCCCCCCAAUCUCAAUGAUGAUGUCGACCUCAAGCUGCACCAAGAUGUUGUUGCUGGUGGCAAGUUGGGAGUCGUCCAACCGAAGGGAACAGUCCUCCGCUAUGCAGAUUUUGCGCCAAGCAGCGUAGGGUUCAUGCACCGCACGCAGAGUUUGGACUACGGCAUUGUGCUGGAGGGUACGGUGACUCUCGAACUGGACGAUGGAAGCACAACGACUCUGACACAAGGAGACGUGGCAAUUCAACGUGCCACAAUGCAUGCGUGGAGUAACCCGAGUAAGACGGAGUGGGCGCGCGUGUUAUUCGUUCUGCAGGACUGUGAACCUCUCAUGGUCAAUGGAAAGAGGUUCAAGGAAGAACUUGGCCAUGCCGCUGGAUCUGUGCAGAGCAGUGGUAAUGAUAGAGAAUGA